Messenger RNA from Polypterus senegalus (gray bichir), 1706 nucleotides. Its product is annotated as ADP-ribosylation factor 4. The coding region runs from base 107 to 649 and encodes 180 amino acids. Lineage: Eukaryota; Metazoa; Chordata; Cladistia; Polypteriformes; Polypteridae. The transcript has 6 exons. The record is from RefSeq and is a predicted model, not a curated record. Gene Ontology annotation, cellular component: plasma membrane; cytoplasm. Gene Ontology annotation, biological process: intracellular protein transport; vesicle-mediated transport. Gene Ontology annotation, molecular function: GTPase activity; GTP binding.
UGGCGUGGGGCGUGACGUGGCAGAGUGAGACGGAGGUCCAUUGACACGCGACACAGCAGCUGGCUAAGAGAGCUAGUGGAGGUUCUCUCGACACCGCUUUUUGAAAAUGGGAUUGACCAUCUCCAGCGUUUUUAGCCGUCUGUUCGGCAAGAAACAGAUGAGAAUCCUGAUGGUGGGCUUGGAUGCUGCGGGAAAGACAACCAUCCUCUACAAGCUGAAGCUUGGGGAAAUUGUUACAACAAUUCCUACAAUUGGCUUUAAUGUGGAGACCGUGGAAUACAAAAACAUUUGUUUCACAGUGUGGGAUGUGGGCGGUCAGGACAAAAUUCGGCCUUUGUGGAGGCACUACUUUCAGAAUACACAGGGACUUAUUUUUGUUGUGGACAGCAAUGACCGAGAAAGAACACAAGAGGCUGCCGAGGAACUGCAAAAAAUGCUUCAAGAAGACGAGCUGAGAGAUGCCGUAUUAUUGGUGUUUGCAAACAAACAAGACUUACCAAACGCUAUGGCUAUUAGUGAAAUGACAGACAAGUUAGGCCUUCAGACUUUGCGCAGCAGAACUUGGUACGUUCAAGCAACCUGCGCCACCCAGGGAACAGGCCUGUAUGAAGGGCUGGAUUGGCUGUCAAAUGAACUGUCUAAACACUAAGUGAAUUCAACUUUAGGAUUACCUCGUAUUUAAGCAGGGACGCUUAACUGGACUGGUUUAAGCUUGUUACAAGAGAUCACGUUUGAAAUGUCUCGGUUAUGGCAUUCGGAAAAGUUCAAAAGGGUGGCACCUGAAACAUUUUGUUUUUCAGCGUUCUGCUACCAGAGUGAACACAAGCUGUGCAUUACUUUUUUUGCAAUAGCCACUAUUUACCUGCAUUUUAAAAACAAAAAAAAGCCUUUUUUUUUCCCCAUUGAAUUUCUCCCUAGAUGUCAAUCUUUCUUUUGGAAUCUUAAUCCACGGAGUCUUUUCAUCCAUGGCAUGUUAACCCCGAGUGGUGCAGUCCAUCGGAUAAGCCUUGACAUUUCAUUCACAGCUACCCUAACCAGUUUUCUCCUCUGACCAAAGUUCGAUGUUUGACCCUGAGGGAACGCUCAUCCACUCGCCACUACUGUAUACACACUCGCCAAGCUGCCAUUGUAGUAAAGUCAGGAUUAUAAAAAGAGUUUUUGCUUGCCUUGAAGGAUAUCCUUUAGGGAUGAGGGGGCAGAGCGUGAAACUUUCUGAAACUCUCAAUGAGUUUUGUGUUUCAAGGCAGUAAAUUCACAAGUCUCAAAAUCAAGGCCUGGGCCUCUUCAUUUAUUAUUUUUUUUUUAAUAAUUCUUUUCACAUAUUUUCAAUUGGUGUCACUCCUUGCAAUCUCGGGCAUCAUUCCUGUUGGCUUAACAUGCAUCGUAAAUCUUAUACUGCAGCACAUUUGUAAAACUUGGCAAGCAGGUGCAUUUUAAUGAAUUAGGUGGGCCAAGUGGUGCUUUAUAAAAAGCCCACGUUUUGUUGUGUUUUUUUUUGUUCGCUUCAGUUGUCAGCAGGCUUCCUUUGUCAUCGGCUCCAUUUCAUUUGUUUUAUAUUGUAAGUUUCAUGUUGGCUCUGCUAAGCUGCCGAGUUCUCGUUUUUGUUGCAUAGAUUACUGAAUUUGAAAAAUGACGGGCAAUGUCUGCUGCCAAGCUGGAACAUUAACACCCCUUCUAAUUACACUGAAUAAAAGAUAUUUUAUAUA